Molecule: messenger RNA, 12526 nt
Organism: Rhopilema esculentum
Lineage: Eukaryota; Metazoa; Cnidaria; Scyphozoa; Rhizostomeae; Rhizostomatidae
Source: RefSeq, a predicted model, not a curated record
AUGCCACUUUUUAUAGACACAGAAAGGUUGGAUUCAAACUCUUGUACUGUAAAAGACCUGCUUUCUUUUCCAUUGCUUGUCGAGAAAUCAAAGAACUUUGCUUCACAGCCACCAAGACACUUGUCAACCACUGACAAGGUGUUAUACAUACACCAAAGAGAGUUUGGUUCUGUGAAAUUGAAUGACGAAAAUAUAAAAUUUAUUGGAUCUACAGAUGCUACAACAUGCCACAUCAUUGUAUGUGAAUCUGACGUUGCUGCAAGUGUAGGCCAUUUUGAUGGGUGCGAUACUGAAUCAGGUUUGGAAGGGAUGUUAAAACAGCAUGUUAAACUUCAUGAUAAGGUUUCAAGUAAUGAAUAUGAUAUACCAAUAAAGGUCCAUAUAAUUGGUGGAUUUGAUGAUGAUCGCAAUAUUUCUGUAAAACUGCUUGAGAGUGUAUUGGCCGUUUUAUUGAAAUGUCCUUUCAAUGCUCAACUUCUGACUUUGUGUACGUAUACUCAAAACACAAACAUUUUAAACGGAAAGACUGUACCAAUGGUUUGUGGUGUAGUGUAUGAUCUGAAUUCAAGAAAGAUUUUCCCUGCAACAUUUAGUGACAAAGGCCCUUCUAAUGUUCUUAGAAAUGCAAGGAUUUUUGGUGGUUCAGAAAAAAUGUUUAGCAUUUACAAGGGAAUUGAACCAACCCUGGAAAUUGGACCAUUUAAAUACCAUGUUUUUGAAGCUGCAUAUAUCAUUCCACAACUUCCUGCUGUUGAUGUUUUAAAGUAUUGCUCAACAUCCCCACAUUGUGAGCCUGAGGAUUUUGUAGAGACAACUAAAGCAGCCAUGAAAUUCCUAACAGAUAAUCCAGAUCCAAGGAAGGUUUUUCCAAAGGAAGAGCCAUUGAAGUAUGUUAUGAAUGAAUAUGGACAGUGGGUUCAAUUAAAGUCUUGAUCUUGUCAUUUACAUCCCCCAUCUUCAAUCACCAGGGCUUCCAAAGACGGAACUAGGGUGCCAUGCAAACAAUAGACAUUUUUUGUAAAAUCUGAGGUUAUAGGUCUUUAAUUUGCUCCCUGGCCACCUACUUCUUAACUUGAGUCUGAAUCCAAAAAAGAGUUAGUGUCUGUAUUGAGCUUUUAUAAUGAUAAAGAGAUAUUUUAUAAUAACUUGUGGACUUUUAUAAUGACUUUCACUUUAUAGCAUCUUUGCAAAUGGCAGUGACAGGUCUUUUCCUGAAGAAAUUUUUGCAAGGGCAACAAACUGCCUGCCUGGAUAAGCUUACAAUAGCGAUCGCCCAUCCAACACUGUCGGUUAAACAGAGUCCUAAAAUAAAGACUUGAGGGGGGAUUAGGGUAUUAUCUAACCAAGACUGCCUUCCCUUUGAUUUUCUAACUGCACGACAGCAGGUUGUAGCCAAAAUAUUUGGUGUAAUGAUUUAUAAUGUCAACAAUGAGGAAAUGAUGUUUUCUCUUCAUUAACAACUUGACCUUUCAUUCAGGAAUACCAUGACUUUAGGGAAGGAUGAAAAGAAAAUAAACUAAGUCGACCAGCUAAGUAAAAACAUAAGAUAAAAACUUGAAAUCAACCAAAACCAUCAUGUAGAAGUUACAUUUUUUAAAGUUCUUCUUCAGUGUAUGAAUCACAAUCAGAUUCUGACUCGGUUGAAAAUUCUCUCUCUCUUCCUCCUUGAUUGCAUUAUCUAUGUUUUCAGAUUCUUUUGGAGCUUCAAGACAAAGUCUCUAGCUUGGAAGCUCCUCUGUAACAGUUUUAUGUGUUUUUCCUCCAAAUAAAUAUCAACAUCUCUUUUCAUUAUAGCAUUUCUUUCCCCAUACUGUCCAGUUUUAUCAUUGUCGCUUAUUAUCAAUAUUUGUUGUUCGUGCUUAUGAGUAACCGACGUACGAUGUGGGGUCAUCAAGGUUUACUGAAAAUUUGGUCCGGAUCACGGAAAUCUGGCAAUUUCUGGACGGAACGACGGAACUCUACACAUUUGGUGGACGCGGAAUUUCUCGAAAAUGAUGCACCGUAUACGGAAUUUUUAAUCAGUUUUAGGAUUUGUGGAAUUUUUCAUCUGUUUUCUUAUAAUACCAUCUUUGAAUAAAGGUCCCAUCAACAAUUUUAAGGCACGGAAUUUUGACUAAAAAUGACCAGAGCGACGGAUUUCUACCCCCCCCCCCUUGAUGGCCAACACUUAGAUAGCACUCUUGUUUUAAAAAUUUGUUGCAUGUUUUUGCGAGAGCGGUAAAUGGCCUGCGUCAAUAAUUUGGCGAUGGCGAUGGUGAGGGGGAUUGCCCGCGUGAAACGAGAAGACCUGGGCAGUGGCAUAGUGACAUAGAUAUCGCCAGUGGUGUAGUGCUAUCAAAAUAACAAGGAGGGCUCUUGCCCAAAAUGUCGCGAAAAACAAUAGCAAAAGAAGAGAUUUGCCAAUUUUCGGCAUUCAACAAGGGGGGCUCAGCCCCCUUGAGCCCCCCUAGCUCUACACCCCUGGAUAUCGCCCUUGUAACUUAGCUGUUAAGAUUCAUUUUAUGCAAUGAAAUCAAACUUUCCCCCAACUUGUAUUUUGUUUUGUUGGACACUUCCUCACACACCCCUUUUAAGCAAAACUUUGAAGGAAUGCACCAGCUCAUUAGCUAUUAAGAUGAAAAAGAGGUUAGUCAAACACUGUCGCUUAAUUUUAUUUUCCAUAUACCUUAAUGCAUAAAAACCAUUACUGAGUUCUUUGCAAGUCCAAAUCUUUUCCUAAGUCUUUCAAACACUUCCAUUUUUUCAUGAUACUCUUGUUCUUAUUCUUUAAUUAUAACUUUUGUGUGUAAUCCAUGAUGCAUCGUGUGGAACAACUGAUUUAUUCAAAAGAUGAAAAGCAAAAAAGAAGCUCUUUUUUAGUAAAAUCACUUAAUUACCAAACAGAAAUUAAAUACCUAAAUAGGAGGAAAAUAUGAUUUUGCAGUUUCCUCAAAAGUUCCUCCAGAUAAAAGCUUCUCUAUUAUUUCAUCACGUUGUAUUUGAGAGGCCUUGUCCAAGCCAUGCUCCUUACGCGUUGCACCGCCAUUGACCAGUUCUUUUACGAUACGUUCAACACCACCAGGCUUGUACAGCUCAGUGCUCAUCCACUUUUGUGCAUCUUUUGGCCAUUUUGCAGCAAAAAGCAAAGCCUGUAAGAUCUUGAAUAUCGCUACACUCACAAUCUCAUUUUCCUUAUACAAUAUUUCUGGAAUAGUGUUAGGCUGGUGUUGUGGGAAAAAAGCAAUACACCGGCAUUCUAUGGAUUCACGCGGCUGCGCAUCAGGUUGUGCAUAUGGGCUUCGUAGUGACGUAUGAAAAGUAUACCUGGUUUUUGUUCUUGAAUUGCUGUCAUACUGCAUAAAGAUGAGCAUUUCUUUUUUCAACAUGUUUGGGUAAUAAUACCAUUGGUGGAAGCUGUUUUGUCCUGGAUCCAAGCGAUAUGUCUCACUUACCUGGUCACCUUUCACAACAUCACAAGGAACAAAAUCGUCAGGAGCUAUGACUGUUCGGGCAUCACACAUCGCUAAGUGGUCAUCUUCUAUUGGCGAUUUAUCAGAUAUGUUUCGCCAUGCAUUUAUAACAGCAUAUCUGCCCUUUCGAUAAUCAGCCUUAGCCAUGCUGUCAAAUAAAGAAAUAGCAUUGCGGACGGUGUAAUCGCAAUGCACAACGCCAGCAGGUUGGCCUACUGCCCUGUGAGCGUGUUCUACAUUAGAGAAUUGUCUCCGUACAACAGGCCUUCCAUCCUUUGGUUUGGCAGCCUUUGCAGCAGACUGUGGGGCUUUUCGCAACUGAAAAUUGACAGCAUAACAUAAUUGGUUGAUUCUAUUUUCAGAACAUUGAUAAUGAUAUGGAAAUAUGGAGAAUAAAUACAAUACAAACUGUGAUAUUGUUCUGAAUUUGUUCAAAUUUGGAUAUGCCUUUUGUCACCCUUAUGAGAAAAAACAAUAUGUCCCGUCACUAAACCGUUGUGACGUUAUCAAUCUAUUCUGCAGCAAAUUAGUUCCGCGUUUCUGAUUGGAAAAAGCAACAAUACCUUAGUUACGUAUGAUCAAACCAAUGGGAAUUUAGUUGGUAACCGAAAUUCGCCGGGACAUUCUGUGGAAAACCGUAUUUGAGAAUAAGGAGUAUUUCAGUUGAGCCUUGGUUCGUUCUUAAUGAAUGAGUAUCUUUCUAUAGUUUUGGGUAUAGUCUCUGGUACUUGAUCAUUUUUUAUCAUUUAACAUCUUUCUUACAAUGAUUCAAACGGUAGCUAAUGCAAUAUUUCCUAAAUUCAAUAUCAUAGUAAGUCAGUAACUUCUUAGGGGCUUCUAAGUCCUUCAUUCGAUUCAAAAUGUUGCGAGGGUCAUUUCAUUUUUUCAUUUCAUUUUUUCAUUUCAUUUUAAAAUCUUUAUACACGAAUUUCCUACCAGCUAUAAUACAAAUAUAAAUAAACUACUUCUAUUACAAUUGCUUCUUUAAUAUAUAUAAAAUAAAGAUGUUGCUGUUCUUCCUAGGGAUCGUGUUUUGUUUUGGGAAUUUAUUAAUUUUGUAGGAAUCUCUUCAAGUUUCUUUUAAAAAUGGAAAUUGUGGGGCUCAUUCUGACGUUUCUUGGAAUCUCAUUCCAUGUUUUGGCCCCAGAGUUUUAAUAAAACAUCAUAGAAAUAAAAACAUCAAAAGGAUAAAACAGUAGAACAAAACAUCAAAAGAAGAAGGAUAUCAGCUUUCUCACCAUGUGAUGAAAGGGUAUUACUUCAACUGCACCUGGACACACUUUCUUAACAGCCUCGGCUACUUCUUUAUAAUAUACUUUUUCAAUCUUGUUAUUGGGAUCUUCGUAGAACUCUUUCUUUGAAAAGGAUGUAUUGUGUUCAAUAAGCUGGAACCCAUGUUCUGCAAUGGUCGGGGCUGGGUUUACAUUGCGAGCGUCUCUUACGUAUUUCUCAACGACUACGUUUGCUUCUUCGUCCGACUGACCUUUUAUUGGUGGUACAAAUGUUUUUUGUCUUUUACCGUUGUCUCGCGUGUAAAUCAGGUGUGCGCGGGGAAUAUCCAACACCGAAGCAGCUUUGACUUUACUUGCCAUUGUUCCCGUGUAAUAUGAUUGCUUGAUUUAUUUUGCAGCUUUCUAUAAGAAAAAUGUGAAAAUAUAGGCGGGUGUCGUGGCCAGGGGCAGGGGGCCGUGCCCCCUUUUGCUUUCAAAAUUUGACAGAUUUUCGGAAAAAUCAUUGUUAUGUCGGAAAAUCUUCAAACUUGAGCUGUGGGUAAAAUGGAAACUUACAAGUGGAAGCGACAUAAAUAACUUAGAUUAAGAUAAAACAAAAACAAAAUGAUUUCUCAGGAUUUACCGAUUUCUACCAUAGAGUGAUUUCCUGCUCGGAUUUUGCAAGUUAAAAUCCGAAUCUUCAAGAGCCAAAUUUGGUUAUGGAAAUUUGCAAUAUUGGUCAUAAAUUAUAUCUUUAUUUGAUAUUUAAGACCGGGAUAGUGCCAAUUUUUUGUCUAUCACCAGAUUUGAAAAUUUAGGCAGUCAUGUUGCAUAAGGUAAAACAAGGAAGAAGUCGAUCAAUACCAUCACUUUUCACCAGUGGAUAUUCAUUUUGAGAAUAAAAUUUUAUUAUCAAAAUUUGCUCCAUAGAAUGCAAUUUCCGGCGAAUUUGAAGCAUUAAGCUUAUAAAAAAAUUUUCCCUUCCGCAGCAGCCAUGGUGCCGCCUCAGGUAGUAAGUACGAAGGAACAGAGACAAGAUAAAACAGUGCAUUUUAAAUAUCUUUCCAGCUAAAAGGCAAAGGUUAUGUGAUUUUCUCUCUCUCCCUUGCACAACCAUGAAAUGCAUCUAUUUGAUGAAAAGAAAUCAAAGAAAUUUUGUCUGAAAAUUUUUCUUUCUGGCCACCUCUAGAAUUCUUGGUCAUGAUGCCCCUGCUGGGGACAUACAUCAUUCCAGGAAAAAGGAAGAUAUACAGUUCAAUAUGUGUCCUUUUGAGUUAAAAUUGAACCAUUACAAAAGACAAUCCUUUUCAAGGCUAUUUUGUGAAACUGUAAAUGACUAUGAUGCUUCAGUAGAGUUAUCCUAAAUAAAGGGAAUGUUUGCCAGUUGGAGUAAUCGUUCACUUAAAACCAUAUAGGUCAAGGUGUCUUAUUGUAGUAAACCUCCACCCCUUCAUUUUGUUAGUAGAGAUGUUAGUUUGUUAGUUUUCAAAUAGAAAUGGUAUGCAGAAAACAAGGAAAAAUAAAUUUGAAAAACACAAAAACAAGUUUUCAUGACAAAACAUGCCAAGAAGCACAACAAAUAUCAAAGGGCUCUUUUUUGAAAUCAAAACAGGGUUCCAAAUCAAAGAGUUUCACAUGUAAUUUUACAAGCAUGAUCCAAACCCCCAAUCAAACUGGCACUGCUCAAGAUAGAUCUUAACCCAACACUGUUCAAUUGCAGGUCAGGCUUUACUAAAUACUAAGAAAGCUAGAUUUACACUUACAUUCAAAAAGUAUUUGAACACCUUCAAAAUUUAAAAUACUUUUUAUGCAAUGAAUUUUGAAAGACGUGUACUUUUAUCCUUUUUUACUUAAAAGAAACAGCACAUACUUCCAUAAAAUUUUCACAGGAUUUUGGUUAUGUUUUGUAGACUGUCAAGCACUUUAAAUAAUUUGAAACAGAUCAACUAUAGAAAUAUUGUUGACCUUAAAAAAUAAACUGGAAGUUUUCAAAAAUAAAGAAAUUAAUUACAAGAAGCUGUUAUAUGAUUACACUUUUUGCAAAAGUGUGAUAAAGGUAUUGAAAAUUGCUACACAAGAACUGGGAAAAAAUCUACCAAGCACAGGUAGACCAAGUCAUUUCCAACGGCACAGCAGGGCCCAUACCACUGGAGGGGCCAGGAGGGCCAUGGCCUCCCCACAUUUUUGCUAAAUAAAAGAAUAAAAACAGCUAUAAUUAUCUAUAAAUAAUCUUUUAGAUUACAACAAAGACAUUGAAACCAAGGUCACAAGUAAACCACUUUCAGCAAAAUUUUUCCCACAAUUGGGGCUAGAGGGAAAAGAGAAAACUCUCUUUACAUUGCUGGUCAGUCCAUUUUAGGAUCAGUGGCAUUGACCCUGUGUUGGAACUGCAAAGCAAUAGGCUUGUAUUGUUAAAAGUUAAAAUAAUUUAAAGACAAUAAAUUUUGAAAUAUUUUCAUAAACACUUAUAGAAAAAAACAUAAAAAUACAAAUUUUCAAGCUGCCUAGUAUAAAUACCCAAUGAUAGCAAAUUUAUUCAUUUUAUUUACUUCUUAGUUCUCAUGGUUUGCAUUAUAAUUUCAGCUUGGGUAAAGAUCUUAAUUAAACAACAUUGCAAUGUCUAUUGAUUCGAUCCAAUUUUUGAAUCUCAAUAGCUUUAUUACUUCCUUUCAUCCAAUUUUUUUUAAUGUUUAUGCAAAAAUUAAGUUAUUUGUUUAUCUUUCAAAUUUUCAAAGUUUAAUUUUCAAAAAAGGUGACUUCUCUGGGCCAUUCAAUUUGUAUUAUAUUUUGCUGAUUUAUGCAAUAAAUUCAGAACAGUCCUUCAAUUUUUCUAUGUUUAUAUCAAAAGUAAAUGUGCAUUUUCAACUUUAAAGUUUAUUGAGGACACUAUGACCAAGAUUAUAUAAGGAAAAUACAGUGCAUAUCUCAAGGAUGCUGCAAUGGGCAACUGGAUAGGCUUCAGUAUAAGGGCAUUUGAAAUUUAUUCGUUGGUACCUUUCAGAUAAUUAGCAUGUUAGACAUGGGCUAAUUCUUGCAGAAGGGAUAUUUUUCACAAGUUUUGAGAAAUGUCUUCAUGAACAGGAGGGCACUACAGCCAGAAUUUAUCUCUUUGACAAUUACAAAAGUCUUUUUUCAAGUGCAUUUUACAAAAGUCAAGUGCCCUUUUAUGUGAAGGUCACUUCCCUUUCUGCACCUCCUCUCAAAGGGCUAGAGGGGCCAUUGUCCCGCACACCUCUCCGGCGCCCUGGCGGGUCUGGACAACGUGCACUGCAAAACCUAAUCAAAUGUAAUAAAGCCAUAAUUUUUUGUUGACGUGCCCCAAUACUUUUUAACGCGUACUUGGCAAAUUUCAUAUGAUGGCAAAAAGUAUGCGUUAUUAGGCUGGCUCAUAAUAUCCGGCAAUAUAACUAAGAAAAACAUUGGUGAACCAGCUAAAAAUUUAUAAAGCCUUAUCUGGGAUGACUAUCAAAUUAAGUUACGUGUUAACAAUAAUAAUCACAGUAAUGAACCAAAAUAUCUUAAUCUUUACAUUAAUCUCACCAGAUUUGGCAACUUUCUUCGUGGAAAACAACUAGUUUGACUGCUAUUUCCCGAGUGAUUUGUUUCUUCCAGGUUGUCAAAAAGAUUGUUUAUGGCAACGCCAAAGCGAGGCAUAGGAUCUGCAGUGGCGCGCAGAGUUCGAAAAAUUGCUUACUAAGCAAAUCUUUGUUUUGGCUGUUGCAGGUUUAGGCAAAUCUUUGUUUUGGCUUUGGUUUUGGCCCACACUUUUUGCAAAACAAUAGAGCUUUGUUCAAAAUCUAUUGCUAUGAUUGUUAAAUUUUCCCUUGGCCCCCCACCUUCCAACAUGCGUUGAAUCCCAUGAGACGAGCCUCUACGAAAAGAGCGGGGUUAGUAACGUCAUAUGAUAUAUACGGGCGUGACAUAUGCAGGCUUUUCUGACACGCACGGGCGUCUAGAAUGGGCGAUGAAAGUCAUUGGAUAUCCACCUCAGCUUUUCCAAAACUGAAUUUUAUUCCAUUUUACGAUGGUUUUCCGCGUAUUAACGUUCAUAAGAAAGCGUUAUCACCACCAACUGAUACGAUCUAUCUAUUUAAAAAAAAUGAAUAAAGAUCAAGUCUCAACAACUUUUUCGCUAAAUCCGGAACAGUCAACUGUGAGAAAAAAAAGGAAUUUUAUAUACAAAUGUCCUGAUCUAUUUUUAUAAGAAACAAAUGAUUUUUGCCAAGGCUCAGUAUUCUUAAUUUCUAAAUACUUUUAGGCUCAAGUGCAUUUAUUUGAACAUGUUUGUUAAAGACCUUGUAUUAAAUUGGCUCACAAUUUGGUAAGAUUUAUCUUGUUAUGCAGUUUGGCGGAUUCUUUUCCUUUCUAUCUUCUUUAUUUUUUGUUUUUUCUUCAUUUUUUUCUCUUACUUUCUCAUCCCAUUAAUUUCUUUCAUUGUUUUUCGUUUAGUUGUUACCUAGAUUUGUUGUCUUAAAGUUUUUUCUUUUUAAAUUCAAUUCAAGUUAAACGUAAAUUUCUAAGCAGGGGCUCUUAGUUCAAUAGCUCUCUUAUGAGUUUUUUCUUAAUGCGCCAAGUAGCCAUUAACUAUAUUCAUAUUCCAUAUUAAAAUUUCUUGUUAUUCUAUAUUAAUUAAUUCUAUUUUUUAUAGUAGUUUAAGUUGUAAUUGCUUAUAAUUCAGGGAAACUUUUGGGGGGUCAGCCCACCUUUGGCAAGUGAGUUCAUAUUUGGUUGGAUGAAUUCUGUGUUGGCAACCUUCCAUUAUAAUGUAGAUUUCUCACGAAUGCGCAAUUUCUUAUCAGUUUUUGUGUAUCAUUGCAUAGUUUGAAUGAUUUCUACAUACGACGGAGGGUCUUUAACACAAAAGCAAGUAAAUUGGGUGUGGUAAGGGUAUGGUCAUGGAUGUGGCCUCUUGAAUUUGCCUACAGCACAGCCCAAUUCCUAACCUUUUAGGGCGGCACUGUUGAAUAAUGGACCAAUGGACCAAUUUCUUCCAAAACCUAAUGAAAUUCCUGUUGAAAGCCUCAAAAAAUACUUUGCACCAGCAACCAAAUGCAACCUUAGAAUCAGGGCACUGGGCUCAAAAACCUUCUUGGUUCUCUCGGUGUCUUGGGCAACUUAAAAAGAAUUUUAUUAGAUAAAUCAUAUUGUAUCGAUCAAUCUUUAACUUGGUUUCUUUAAUUGAUAUAUCUUUGGUUGACGUAUUCGAUAAAUUGUAAAUUUGCUACUGAAUUACAUCAGUUUAAAUUUGACUACAUUUAAUUAAAUAUUUCAAAGACAACACUCAAAAGCAGCUUUGAAUGACAUGCAAUGAUGUUUUCUGAAAAUUUUGUUCUAAUCUUGCAAUUUUUUCAUCCGAGGCUGAGCAUGUUCUUACGUGACGUCAUUUUAUCUUAUAAAUGCUCUGCUAAAGACUGUUUAUUGACAGAAAAAUAUUUGACCUACCCUGAGAAGUGGAAAUUUAUUUUAGCCAAUUCUGAAUUCGUCCUACCAUUUCCAUGAUAUAUUUUUCAGCUGCCAUCUUCUGGAUCGCUUUUUGUUUGAUGACAACUACUAGUUCCAUGGCAAUAGUACUACGUUUAAUUUUAAAGGACAAACAUGGCAUUGUCCCUGGGGGCACACAUAAUUAAUGACCUCAAAAACGCCUCCAUAGCUGCUAAGUUCUCAGAAAAGCUAGAUGUGGGAGAACAUAACAGGCACUACCCUGUCUGGUACCGAGGAUAAACAGGCCCAAACGCCUUUUUAAAAACCGGUCUGGCUUCUGAAGGCUGUCUGACGCCUACAUUGUAGCCUCCCAGCAGGCCGGUCGGAAUCAUGUUUCCUUUGUAACGGUGUACGGAAUGAGAAAGUAUAUAAUGGGCAGCCCCCUAAUAUUAAUUUCGUUCCGAGGGCACUCCCCAGAAUUAACCAAAACGUAGAAAGAAGUCAUUCUGUAAGUAGCAGGAGUUCGUUUUCAUCUUAAGAUUCCAUUGGUAACAUUUUUAAUAGGCAAGCGGCACUGAUUAUGCAAUCUCAACAGGCAUAUGCUCACAUUUCUGACUGGCCUAUUUCGAUCACCAACUGGGUAUAUAUAUCUCCUAGCUUAGAGUUUUUGAUCUAUGUUCUGACGUUUUAUGCUCUGAAGGGUGUCAGACAAAAAGUUUUAGUAUAACUGAAAAUGUUUGAUUUUUUCAAAGCCAUUUUAAAUUUUGUACCACCAAAAGAUUGUUUGAAAACUCCUUCUAUCUACGAAUUGAAACUGAGACGUCCAUAAGUGGCAAAAACGAUAACAAUAUAGUAACCCAACCAGCAAGAAAAAUAAAUCAAUAGCAGGCGUUUAAAAAUGGCUUUAAAAAAGCAAACAUAUUGCAACAUGCUACCCGUAUAAAAACAUGUUUCAAAAUGUUUGCUUUUUCAAAGCUAUUUUCAAAUUCUGUAUUCACAUUCAUACUUGAUCUCAUCAAUUUCUGUUCCAUUUGCGAACAGAGCAUUAUUUGAAUUUAUUGCCAACAUUUGAUUUAAUCAUGAAAUUCAUACAUAACGCUGUUAUUUACGAGUUAUAACUAGUUAACUAUGGUGACUUUCUCUUAAUAUCGUAAUAACACAAUUAAACAUUUCUAACAACGUUACGGGUAUAAUAAACAGAAGAAGACUGGGGCGAGUACAUUUUGAAGGACAAAGUACACUUUGCAGGACAAAGGGACUCCCCACAAACAAACUUGGAAGUGCACUGACUUGAUUAUUUGAAAGAUUGCUGAAAGAAAAGCCAAAUGAAGCGGAAAAAAUUGAAAAAAGAACCUUGUGCUAAUUACCUCAAAUUACAUCUAACCGAAAAGUAGCCCUUAAACCAAGGUUCAAUCCAUGAAAUUUUAUUCUCACUUUGUUCGGCUGUGGGUGCCGGAAAAUUUACACAAUUUUGCAAAACAUAUAUAUCCAAUUUUUCUGACAGAGUAUUUCCUUCCAAAAAAGCGAAAAAGACAAUCUGCUUCUUUCUGAGGUUAAAACAACAACUUAUGAUAGAAAAUGUUCUAACCGUUUGGGUCUGAAGAUUCGGAAUUCUCUACGGAAUGAAAUUAGGUCAUCAACAAACAUACAAUUUUAAGAUGAUCAUAGGUAAUUAGAAUUUUAAAAUCAGCGAUGCAAGAACGAAUUAUGGCGUUGGGCAAUAGCUAAUAGCCCAAUAAAAUUUUACAUAAUCAAAUUGAGUUAUAUACUAAGUAAUUUUUUAAACCAGUUGCACGGAUAAUUUCGUGGAUUCCCUUAUUAUUGCUUGUCAUUUUGACGUAUCCUGCUCAACUUUGCAACAAUGCUUCUACUUUCUUCUUGAACUCUUCAUUUGUCACAAGUUUGGAAACAAUAUCGUUUAACUCUUUUUCAUUCAGUUCUCCAAACGCUUCUUUGACAGCAUCGGUGAUACAUUUCUUCGCUAUGUUUGUUAGGCCCUUAUCCUCAUUCAGAAUUAGCUUGAUCUGACUUCUAUCUUCUUCCGACCAAUUUGCUGGGCUUUCUACGUGAGCCAUGACAAUUGGGAUGACGGCAUCCUCUAAUGGAACUUUAUUGAAAUUAGCCUUGGCAGUUUUUUCAAAAAGUCCUCCAGACAAGCAUCUCUCAAUUAUUUCUUCCAACUGUUCUUGACUAGCGCUUUCUAGCCCAUAUAACUGAAGCUUUACGAACCCGUUCACCAUUUGUCUCAACACAAAUGACACACCAUCAUCUCUGUACAAUGCUGCACCCAUGCCCAGCCUUCUUAUGGCUGGCCAAUACUGAGCGAACAUUAGUGCUUCCAUAAUUUUCUCAACAGCUAACCCAACAAGGUCCUCUUUUUGUUUACUUUCAACGUCAACCGGUAUAGUGUUUGGUUCAUGAUCGGGAAAAAAGACAAUACAGCGA